CUACUGGGAGAGUGGGUCUUCUUGGAGCUGUUUCCCUCUCGAGGAGGGGCUGUCAUUGACCCGGCGUCACUGCAGCUCCAAGGUCGCCGGAUGAUGAUGUCGUGAAGCCGUCCGCCGGUCCCUGCCACGCCCGGGUGGUUACUGGCGGCGGCGGCGGCAGCCUCGGCUGCUUGCUCUCCGGCUGCCGCCGCGUCUAGGGCUUCUUGCAAAGGGAGCGCAGGUUGGAGGACGCCGGGCCAUUCCGCCUGCAAUGACUGAGGUGUGCACCAGUUGUGGCUAGGAGCCAAAAAAAGCUCGUCGAGAACCAACUCAUCAGUUUGUCAUGACUGUUCAAGUUCACUUGAGAACUGCUGUACAUGUCACUUGACUCAUCAGAGAAAAUACCCACAUGACCAGAUCCACUUCUCUCCUGAAUGGCUUGAUGGAUUUCCUGUAUUUGGAUUCAUACCAAAGCUGUCCUCAACCAAAGCAAGAAGAGGUCCUGCAUGAGUCAGUCCCAGAAUGCCAUUUUUACCUCACCAACAGGUGAAGAAAACCUCAUGAACAGCAAUCACAGAGACUCGGAGAGCAUCACUGAUGUCUGCUCCAAUGAGGAUCUCCCUGAAGUUGAGCUGGUGAGUCUGCUGGAAGAACAGCUGCCACAGUACAAGCUGAGAGUGGACUCACUCUUUCUGUAUGAAAACCAGGACUGGACCCAGUCCCAGCCCCAGCAGCAGCAUGCAUCUGAUACCCUCUCCCCAGUGCUUGCUGAAGAGACUUUCCGCUAUAUGAUUCUAGGCACAGACAGAGUGGAACAGAUGACCAAAACCUACAAUGACAUUGACAUGGUUACACAUCUCCUGGCAGAGAGGGAUCGUGAUCUUGAGCUUGCUGCUCGCAUUGGACAAGCUCUCUUAAAACGAAACCAUGUCUUAUCUGAGCAGAAUGAAGCCCUGGAGGAACAGCUGGGACAAGCCUUUGAUCAAGUUAAUCAGCUGCAGCAUGAGCUCUCGAAGAAAGAUGAGUUGCUUCGAAUUGUCUCCAUUGCUUCAGAAGAAAGCGAAACUGACUCCAGCUGCUCCACACCUCUUCGCUUCAAUGAGUCCUUUAGCUUGUCCCAAGGUUUGCUGCAGUUGGACAUGCUGCAAGAAAAGCUCAAGGAACUGGAAGAGGAGAAUAUGGCUCUUCGAUCCAAGGCUUGUCACAUAAAGACGGAAACUUUUACGUAUGAAGAGAAGGAACAACAGCUUGUCAAUGACUGUGUCAAAGAACUUCGUGAAACAAAUGCUCAGAUGUCCAAGAUGACUGAAGAACUGUCGGGGAAGAGCGAUGAGCUGAUUCGAUACCAAGAAGAGAUCUCAUCUCUCUUGUCUCAGAUUGUAGAUCUUCAGCACAAACUAAAAGAACAUGUGAUUGAGAAGGAAGAGCUCAGACUUCACCUACAAGCUUCCAAAGAUGCCCAGCGGCAGCUGACCAUGGAGCUGCAUGAGUUACAAGACAGAAAUAUGGAGUGUCUGGGAAUGUUACACGAAUCCCAGGAGGAAAUAAAGGAGCUUCGAAGCAGAACUGGUCCUGCCGCUCAUCUCUGCUACUCCCAGGCAUAUGGAGAUUUCACUGGGGAAUCUCUGGCAGCUGAGAUCGAAGGGACGAUGCGUAAAAAAUUGAGUUUGGAUGAGGAAUCCUCUCUCUUUAAACAAAAAGCCCAACAGAAGCGGGUAUUUGAUACUGUCAAGGUUGCCAAUGACACCCGAGGCCGUGCUGUCCCAUUCCCAGCUCUGCUGCCCAUCCCAGGCUCCAACCGUUCAAGUGUCAUUAUGACAGCCAAACCUUUUGAAUCUGGGUUACAGCCAACAGAGGGUAAAACACUCCUGAACCAGGGAAGCAACUCGGUGGAAAUUCCAGGGGACUCGCAGGCAGGGACCCAACCAGGACCCUCUGUAGACAGCGAUCUGGCUACAGCACUUCAUCGCCUUAGCCUGCGUCGGCAGAACUAUUUAAGUGAGAAGCAGUUCUUUGAUGAAGAGUGGGAGAGGAAGAUCCAGGUUCUGGCUGACCAGAAGGAAGAGUUUAGUGGGUGCCUCACCCCGACAGAGAGCGUUGCUUCUCUCUGCACUGACCAGUCGGAGAUCACAGACCUGAGCAGUGCCAGCUGCCUUCGAAGUUUCAUGCCAGAAAAAUUGCAAAUUGUCAAGCCCCUGGAAGGAUCGCAAACACUGCAUCAUUGGCAGCAGCUUGCUCAGCCACAUCUGGGAACCAUUCUUGAUCCACGUCCAGGCGUCAUCACUAAAGGCUUUACCCAGGUGCCCAAGGAUGCCAUCUAUCACAUCUCUGAUUUAGAAGAGGAUGAUGAGGAGGGCAUCACUUUUCAGGUUCAGCAGCCUCAUCAAGAAGAACAGAAACCAUCGAUAUCCGAGCCAGUAACAGGGAUCUUCCUACCACCCGUGACUUCAGCCAGUGGACCAGUGGCAGUUGCAACCUCAAACCCAGGAAAGUGUCUGUCCAGCACAAACUCAACCUUCACCUUCACCACUUGCAGGAUAUUACAUCCCUCGGACAUCACUCAGGUCACCCCCAGUGCCGGGUUCCCAGCAUUGUCGUGCGGAAGCAGCAGUGCCGGUGCAUCUAGCACAGCUAGGAGUUCUCCCACCAUGUCCUACAGACUGAGCACCGGCGAGUCCAUCAGCAGCCGGCGGGAUUCCACCAUCACCCUCAGCAGCACGGUGAGCCUGGCCAAGCUCUUGCAGGAGCGAGGCAUCUCUGCCAAAGUAUACCGCAGCCCACUGGCCGAGAACACCCUCCUCCAGCCUCUCCCUAAAGCCCUGGCUGUCCCCUCCACGCCCCCCAACUCACCCUCUCACUCACCUCGUUCCUCCCCACUGCCCUUUGAACCCCGUGCACAUCUCGCUGAGAACUUUUUGGCCUCUCGACCAGCUGAAACAUUCCUGCAGGAGUUGUACGGCUUGAGGCCUGCCCGAAACCCUCCGGACGUGGGCCAGCUCAAGAUGAACUUAGUGGACAGGCUGAAAAGACUGGGGAUCGCCAGGGCAGUCAAGGCCCCCGACACCCAGGAGAGCAGGAAAAACCAAGAGGCAGAAAUGGGUCUUCGGAAAGUAGACUCGGCUGUGUAUUUCAAUUCAGGCAGCAAUCUUCUGGGUGGACUGAGGAGGAAUCAGAGUCUUCCUGUCAUGAUGGGGAGCUUCGGCACCCCGGUUUGCACAUCCUCUCCAAAAAUGGGAGUCCUGAAGGAGAACUGAGGCUGUGCAGUUAACUGACCUCUUCUGUAAGCUAGCACAUGAAGGAUGUGAAUGCACUGAUACACGCGGUCUGGUUGAACUUGAGAGAAGAAGAAUGUUGAAGAAGGGUCGUGGAUGUGGAGAGGGUGCAGCGGAGGGGUGGAAACCAAAUUGAGCUGAAGUCUAAGGGAUAAAGUCUGGCAAACUGAGAGUGUAAAUGUCUGGGCAGCGAGUGGAGGCAAGACAGAUUAUACACUCCUGAAGCUGAGUUUUCAUGUCUUUGAAACUCAAAGUUCAAUAAGUCAAGUAUACCAGAAAUCCUGAACUUGCUGUCGUGUUUACUGCCAGUAAGCAGCAGGGAGAACCCAGCUUAGAAAGAUGGGAAGAGAAAAGCCACAGCUUGGAUUGUGCUUCCUGGAAAGCUGUUCUAAAGGUUUGGCAGGUCGACUCAGUGUGUCACUGAGACAGAGACGAGACAGCUUCGUAAGGGUUCCCUGCUGAUGCAUCCAGACUGGGGUGCUCACAGUGAUAGCAGAACCAAGAAUGAUGUCUUUCCCUUACAGCAGAAGUGGAGAAUCUCUUUGUUUUUUGUUUUCAGGCUACUGGGCCAUUGGGAACCAAAACACCACUCAAAUCCUUUUUAAUUUAGGAUGAAUAAAAUUUCAUUUUUAAAAUUUGUAUUUUUAUACAAUAAAAAAAAAUGUGGCCCUGACUUAUUUUAAGAAGGAAAAUAGGGGUAGGUUGGUACCAAGGAAAUGUGUUUUUAGACUGUUGUGCAUAAACGCAGUAACCAAGGAAUACAAAACUAAUGGCAUAUCUGUUAAGUUUCCUUGGAGGCUAGAAGGGGUUAAAUCAGAAGUGCAAUCAAUACAAGUUAGGGAGUUACGUAUAUUUAUGUAUGUAAUUUUUUUUGUAAAGAAAGUUGGUCACAACUAAUUUUUUUUCCAAAGUGCACCUUGCAGAUUUUAAAUUAAAGAUGAUGUGUAUUUGCACAAAAUUCUCAGGCACAUUAAAUUAUUAUAAAGUGAAGUAAAACCCAGGUGCUUGCUUUUUUUCUAAUAUUAUUAUAAUCUGCCUUGUUCUUAAUAUCUGUAGAAUUAGUGAAUGGACAUUGUAGUGGACAAGUCGAACUUCUUUCUGCUUCCCCACUCCCUGCCCAGCAGUCUGGGGUGGCCAGGUAAGAUUCUGGAGUUAGGAGUCGGUGGUGUGAUGCAAGGUGAUGGAUUAGGCAGGAAUGGAUCGAUCAGUUACCAGGGUCUGCUCCUCAUCAGACAGCAUGGUGUCAUGCAGCAAGGACAGUUCUGCAAGAAAUGCCCUUAUAGAACAUCCAUGACAGGCACAAGAUGAAAGGGGCCACAUCCUUUGCUUAUGAAAAUGGAAGGCAUGUUACUUAAUCUUUUCAGUGCUUUGUUCAUGAAUUCUUUGCUCCUUUGUCCUGACUUAACUGAAAGACAGCCUGCUGAAGGAUUCUGGGCUCUGACUCCUGUGGUUCCCAUCCAUACCUCUGUUCCCAGGCCGGGGUGGGGAGGCCUUCCUCUUGCCUCUCAAGGUACUGUCCCUGCCUGAAGAAAAACCUGUGCACAGGCAGUGGUAAGAAUGUGUGAGUUGUCCACUUUUUAGAAUCUUUUAAUAAUAAACGUCUCCUCAAUGAAGAACUCCAAAGCAAGGGUAAAAGUAUCACUACCCUUUCUCUCCUCUUCCUCGGCCAUGCUGAGAUCAGAAAAGUCUCUCACACACACACUCACACUCCCAGAGGAUCUCAGCAGGUGUCUAGAGAAACAGAAAUGUCCAUGAAGGGAGCAGAUAUUAAGCAGAAUUCUCUAAAUAUUCCAGGCCACUUUUGGAGAAAAAAAAAGCAUUUGAAUUUGUACAUGAACUCUGGGUGCUUACUCCAGUUCACUUAUAAAGCUUUUUGUUUGUUCCCUGAUGAAGUCAUCUUCCUGUUGACACGCACAGUUUCAGAAGAAAAAAAUCAGGAAGUUGGAAAAUAUAAGACCAGAGAGUAGUAUGAAGUGUUAAAUGAUCAGAUUUAUAUAUUUUUAUAAAUAGUUCUAAAUUAAGCUAGAUUUUGUAGGGUUCUGUAUUGAGUAGAGUUUGUAUACUUUUCUAUGAUCAAAUUCUGUGAUCAAGACCUAUCACUCUGGAGGCGGAGUGGGAGAAACAGCAGAGAAAUAAGCACAUCUGAAUAAUAAACAGGUUUUUGAAAAUGAUGUUCCAUCAAAAGCGCAAUGAAUUGGAUACUGGUACAUGCUCAUCUCUAGAGCCGAAUGCUGCCUUCAGAUUGGGUUUUGCUGUCUCCGAGGUUUUCACCCAAAGUCAUUGUUGGUACAACCUGAGAAUCUUGUAACACAACUGCCGUGAAGUAUGAGAAGGACUGAAGCCACGCAGCCACUUCAUCCUCAGUAUGUCUGUUACACUUUGGUGCACUUUGCAGUGCGACCUGCAGUAACCACUGUAUAUGUUCCUCAUGAAGGUUUUCCAUGAUUGUACCUCAGGUAUUUCUGAGCAGCCUAUUUUCUUAUAGGAGGCAUUGUCUUUGUGAGCUCAUAAUUAAAUGUUCACAAUCACGAAGAUGCCACCUUUUAUGUAAAUAGCCUGAAGUGUGGGUCUUUACAGAGAAGUUCAUCACCAUUAUUUGUCAUUUUUUAAAAAGUUUUGUGCUGUAUAUCUUUGAUUUAUCAUAAAAGAAUGAAGUCCAUCACCACUGUUAACGUCAUUUUUGUGUGUUAUGCUGAUGUCCUUGAUUUGGGCAGCAGUGAGCAGCCUUUGGCAGUGGAAGAAACAAGCCCGUGAGAGCUUGCAAGAGCUAUUCUCUGUGAAAGAUGUAGUUUACCCAGCCUCAUAGACCAUUCACCUGUGUACUUAGUACUUUGUGAUGGGACUGACAUGGAAUCUGACGCCCAGGACGAGGGCUCUUGGUGCCGUUGUCCCACUCGCUCUCUGAUGCCUAUGCGGUGGGUCUGUGCACCUCAUGCAGCACAGUAGCUGUGCUGUGUGGCACUGAGUGGGCACAGCCUCCAGGAGUAGGCACAAGGGCCCUCUACCCAGGCCAGCCAGGGAAGCACUGGCAUUUGCUAAUUGGUACUUGACCUUGUCAAGCAACACCUCCCCUUGCUUUGUUAAAUGUAAAUCAGAUAAUAAACCUGAGUAGCUUCUUAACUUGU
This is a messenger RNA of Ochotona curzoniae (black-lipped pika), 6376 nucleotides long. RefSeq names its product trafficking kinesin-binding protein 2. Gene Ontology annotation, molecular function: GABA receptor binding. The record is from RefSeq and is a predicted model, not a curated record. Lineage: Eukaryota; Metazoa; Chordata; Mammalia; Lagomorpha; Ochotonidae. Gene Ontology annotation, biological process: neurogenesis; anterograde axonal transport of mitochondrion. The transcript has 17 exons. Gene Ontology annotation, cellular component: dendrite. The coding region runs from base 486 to 3233 and encodes 915 amino acids.